Molecule: messenger RNA, 2106 nt
Organism: Hyla sarda
Lineage: Eukaryota; Metazoa; Chordata; Amphibia; Anura; Hylidae
Gene: DUSP22
Product: dual specificity phosphatase 22
Exons: 7
Coding region: 182-808 (208 amino acids)
Biological process (GO): regulation of cell population proliferation; positive regulation of JNK cascade; protein dephosphorylation
Cellular component (GO): cytosol
Molecular function (GO): protein tyrosine/serine/threonine phosphatase activity
Source: RefSeq, a predicted model, not a curated record
AGGAGACAGUGCGGGUGAGGCGGGGAGCUGCUCCAGCUGUUACUGACGGAUCACUGACAAGUCCUGAGCCGGGGCAGCCAGAUCCCAGGGGCAGGAGCGCCGGGCACACGUGUACUAGCUGCUGUACGGCUGCUGAUGCUUUGCUUCGUUGUGUGCGUGUAAGUGCGCUGCAGCCGCUGUCAUGGGUAAUGGAAUGAACAAGAUUCUCCCUGGGUUAUUCAUUGGUAAUUUUAAAGAUGCUCGGGAUAUUGAACAGCUACAGAAGAAUAACAUUACUCAUGUCUUGUCUAUACAUGACAGUGCUAGGCCUAUGUUAGAGGGCAUGAAAUAUCUUUGCAUUCCAGCAUCAGAUUCACCAAAUCAAAAUUUAAUACAACAUUUUAAGGAAAGCACAUCAUUUAUCCAUGAGUGUCGGCUGAAGGGUGAAGGGUGCCUUGUUCAUUGUUUGGCAGGUGUGUCCAGAAGUGUUACUUUGGUAGUAGCCUAUGUUAUGACAAUCACAGAUUUGGGGUGGGAAGAUGCGCUGGCUGCUGUUAGGGGAGCAAGAACGUGUGCCAACCCCAAUAUGGGUUUUCAAAAGCAACUUGAGGACUUUGGAAAAUCUGAUGUCCAUCAUUUAAGAAAUUGGUUGAAGGAGACAUAUGGGGAAAGCCCAUUCCUCGAUGAAGAAGAAGCCAAACAACUUAUUGCCAAACAUAAGCAACAUGAAGAAGAAUCUAGUGCUGGAAGUUCAGGAAGACAAUGGAGCAGCCAAUUAACCUCUCUUUCAUCAUCCAUGGCAUACAGCAAUUACACUACAGAGACUUAAGUUUAUAUCACAGGAUCUACUAUCUGAUAUACUUUACACAGUCACUACUAAGUAUAUAAGCAGGCACCACAUUGGUGAUUGCCGUCCAAUGAAGAGAGAGCUUAGAUGAGUUAAGCGGUCUUAAGAUGUAUCUUUCUGUCUAUACCCUUGCAGAGAUGAGUGGUGCAUUAAAAAUUGAAAUAAGGGUCUUUAAUUGAAUUCAAUUUUAACACGGGAAAAGGUUUAAUUCCACUAUUGUGUUUUAUUACCACUUUCUUAUUUGUAUAUCUUAAACACAAGUCUCCUAAAAGCUUUGUUAAAGUUAAAAACUGUGUCAUCGCUUUUACUUCUGUUUUAAUGUAUACCUUCUACCUCAAAAGAACAAUUGUUUGUACAGUUACCAAACUUAACCAAUUGUACCCCUAAUAAUCUAAGAAAAUAAUAGUGUAUUUCUCAGGUAGGUGAUAACAAAAGAAAUGGUUGAGCAGUUCAGGUCCAAAACAAGUCUACUGUACCCCGUUGUCAUAAUAGAUACAGGUAAUAAACAAAACAUCCUUUUGCCUGCAUAAAAUAGGAUAUCCGUUCUUGUAGUUUAAAGUUUAGUCCAGAAUUUAAAUAUAAAAAUGGUUCAUGAUGCUGUCUACAAUGGAACCAUUAUUUAGCUGGAUGCAAGCAAGUUAGAAAAUAAGAUUCUCUCUCACUUGGCUCAUGUUAUUUGUGCCCUGCUAUUGUCAUACUGUGAUAUGUUAGGUAAGCUUAUUCCCAAUUUGAGAUAUAUAUACAAUUUUAAUAUAUAUAUAUAUAUAUAUAUAUACACAUACACUGUGGUUAUUGUUUUACACUGGUGCACUAUGGCAAAAGGAUGAGACAUUGUUGAAAAUACUGAUUUUUUUUCUGAGACUUAAAUUGAGGAAGUGAAAUCAUUUAUGCAUAAAAUAUGUGAUUAAAAUAGCAGGAAAUGAGGACUUUGCACUAUGAUUUAAGUUGACAUAGACACAUUUGUUGACUUAACUAUGGUUACUUGCUGGAAGGUGAUUGAAAAUUACAAGUUUCUAUACUCCUGUUUUUGUCUGAUAACCACUUGAAGAUUUUGGACAAUGACUUUUAAAAGGACAGUACUGAUGUACUAAGUUGUCUUCAAUAUGGUUUAAAUAAAAAUUACUGUAUAUUUCUCAAGUUAAUAUUGUUUCAGUUCAGAUGUGAGUCACUCCCAUUUAUAAGGAUUUAAUAGACUUCAUGUGUUGUACAGGGUGGGCCAUUUAUAUGGAUACACCUUAAUAAAAUGGGAAUGGUUGGUGAUAUUAACUUCCUGUUUGUGG